GCGAGAUAAACACUAUCGCGUUCUUAAGAAUCAAAAUAGCAGCGUCUACUACGUUAUUUUAUCAUAGGUUCAGUUAAGGGUUUCUUGGCGGCCGGUGUAGUCACACUCCUCUUCGGUGCUCGUGAGUCGGCAGUUUCACCUUCGACCAAGAUUUUGAUACGAAAGGGAGAACAAUGGAUGACGGGACAGAAGCCACGAGAGUCGAAGAGAUUAUCCAAGACGAAUUUGUGAAGGUGGAAUUAGUAACUAAGAAGGGAGAAACAGACAACCCAGAAAUUGAAAAGGAAGGGAUUACGAGCGCACGUACAGAAGACAACAAGCAAGAGAAGGAGACGACGGAAGAGGAGAAGAAAGUGCCAGAGAUCGAUGAGGAAGAGCUGAAGAAGCUUAAUCGGAAGGUACCAGAUGCGAGGUCGGCUUUCAAGAAGGACCAUGUUGACGAACAUUUUGACAGCCUGCCAUGGAUCCUCGGCGCUUUAGGCCGAGUCUUGAGUCUCCCGCUCAGCUACGGACCGAGGUUUGCGCCGAUCAUCAUUCCUCUCAGCCGCCGUCUGCAGACAUUCGCCGUGUUCUUCUGGAUGUCGUCUUUCCUCUUCAUGGGGUUCGGCUCUCUCAUCUAUCUCGUCUACCUCUUCUUCUACUCGGAAUAUUGGUGGAUUUCUCUCGCCUACUUCACUUGGUACUUGGGGGACCGCACCAUUUGUGUUCGAGGAGGAAGAAGAAUAGAAUGGAUAAGGAACUGGUCGUUAUGGAGGAGUUACCGGGACUUCUUCCCUGCCCACUUGAUCAAGACGGCAGAGCUGGACCCUUCCAAGAAUUACAUCAUGGGUUACCAUCCCCAUGGCGUCUUGUCAGCUGGAGCCUACUGCCACUUCGCCACCGAGGGAACCCACUUCAGUAAGGUAUUUAAAGGACUCACACCUUACCUCUUGACUCUGGAGUGUCACUUUAAGCUGCCAUUCUACAGAGAACUCUUCAUGGGCACAGGAGCCGUGAGUGCCACAAGAGCCAGUAUGGACUACUUGCUCUCACAGGAGGGAACAGGUCGCGCCCUCUGCCUCGUUGUGGGCGGUGCCAAGGAGUCCCUCGACGCGCAUCCGGGACAAGAUAUCAUCCUGCACCUCAGCAAACGCAAAGGAUUUUGUAAAAUGGCUCUCAGACACGGGGCAUCGCUAGUGCCAAUGUUCUCCUUCGGCGAGAACGAGGUCUACGACCAGGUUCCUAACCCACAAGGAUCUUUGCUCCGUAAGGCUCAGAACACCUUGCAACAGGCCUUAGGACUGGCGCCCGUCAUCUUCAUGGGCAGAGGCAUAUUCCAGUACAGUUUUGGAAUUGUGCCGUUCCGGAAACCUAUCUAUACAGUCGUGGGCUCAGCCAUCGACGUACCGCAGGUGAAGAACCCCACCUCACAGCAGAUCGUGGAUCUGCACGACAGAUACACCAGGGCAGUCAUCGACCUGUACAACAAAUACAAGGACAGAUACAGCGAGCAUCCUGAACUCCAGAUAAAGAUUGUUUAAAGAUGAAAAAAAUAAACAUGAUAUUAUAGGAUUUGUCUCCGUGAUUUGAUGGAGACAAUCAAGUUCUUUCUUCUGCAGGAGUUUGUCUUCGUAUUUUAUGUCGUGUUAAAGUCUUCAUUGUGUGGCUGUAAGAAUAAAGAUGUAGAUCGUGUA
Messenger RNA from Macrobrachium nipponense, 1673 nucleotides. Its product is annotated as 2-acylglycerol O-acyltransferase 1-like. The record is from RefSeq and is a predicted model, not a curated record. Gene Ontology annotation, molecular function: diacylglycerol O-acyltransferase activity. Gene Ontology annotation, biological process: triglyceride biosynthetic process. NCBI's taxonomy places the organism in Eukaryota, Metazoa, Arthropoda, Malacostraca, Decapoda, Palaemonidae. The coding region runs from base 174 to 1520 and encodes 448 amino acids. Gene Ontology annotation, cellular component: endoplasmic reticulum membrane. The transcript is spliced from 9 exons.